Messenger RNA from Osmerus eperlanus (European smelt), 1884 nucleotides. RefSeq names its product aquaporin-3-like. The transcript has 6 exons. Gene Ontology annotation, biological process: glycerol transmembrane transport; water transport. Gene Ontology annotation, molecular function: water channel activity; glycerol channel activity; urea transmembrane transporter activity. The record is from RefSeq and is a predicted model, not a curated record. Gene Ontology annotation, cellular component: basolateral plasma membrane; plasma membrane. NCBI's taxonomy places the organism in Eukaryota, Metazoa, Chordata, Actinopteri, Osmeriformes, Osmeridae. The coding region runs from base 126 to 1037 and encodes 303 amino acids.
CCACAGCCCCCUCGGCUCGGGAAGGAACAUACAUACCUACUACUUGAUCGCUAUCACUCGCAGCUCACUGCUGUCGCAUAGAUACUCCCAUAUAUUCCUAGGGACUCGCUGAGCAAUUCGACAUCAUGGGAAGACAGAAGCUUUACCUGGAGAAGUUGUCUCAGUCCUUCCAGAUCCGCAACCUGCUCCUUCGCCAGGCCCUGGCCGAGUGUCUGGGCACGCUCAUCCUGGUGAUGUUUGGUUGUGGUGCCGUGGCCCAGCUGGUGCUUAGCGGGGGAUCUCACGGGUUGUUCCUCACCGUCAACUUUGCGUUCGGCUUCGCUGCCACCCUGGGGAUCCUUGUCUGUGGGCAGGUAUCAGGAGGCCAUCUGAACCCGGCGGUGACCUUUGCCCUCUGCCUGCUGGGGAGAGAGCGCUGGAUCAAGUUCCCAGUGUACUUCGCCUUCCAAACGCUCGGCGCUUUCCUAGGCUCAGGGGUUAUCUUCGGCCUGUACUACGAUGCUCUGUGGGACUUCAAAGGAGUUCUUGCCGUAACUGGAGAUAACGCUACGGCUGGUAUCUUCGCUACGUACCCUGGCAAACACCUGACUCUCGUCAAUGGCUUCUUUGACCAGAUGAUUGGCACCGCGGCGCUGAUCGUGUGUAUCCUGGCCAUCGUGGACCCCUACAACAACCCCAUCCCCCCGGGUCUGGAAGCUUUCACUGUGGGCUUUGUGGUGCUGGUCAUCGGCCUGUCCAUGGGCCUCAACUCGGGCUACGCCGUCAACCCCGCCAGGGACCUGGGCCCCCGCCUCUUCACCGCCAUAGCAGGCUGGGGCUCGGAGGUCUUCAGUGCUCAUGACUACUGGUUCCUGGUCCCGAUCUUCGCUCCGUUCCUCGGUACCAUCUUUGGAGUGAUGGUCUACCAGUUUAUGGUUGGAUUUCAUCAGGAAGGUGAGGUCCGCGACAAGGCCAGGAUGUCCGACGAAAGGGUGAAACUGACCAACGUCUCCUCCAGCAACGACCAGUCGAAAGGUUCUUCCAAGGAAAUGGAAUGAGUCAUGAUAAUCCUUCCUCCAAACACACACACACACACACACACACACAGUUCAGCACAACUUCAAAGGCAACUGCAGUGUCGUAGUCACUCGAACAUAAGAAGACAGCAUCAAACCUUUACCAACACAGAAUUACAUUAAUUCUUAAAAAGAAUGAACGUUUGUAUUUUAGUAUCUCUUAUUUGGACAGUAUUGUAUUUUUUACCUUUUUUUUUACAUGGUUGUUUCUCUAAUUUAGUUUUAUUUAUAGAUGUACAUGUGUAUCCUGAUCAGAUUUUUUUUUUCUUUGCUUAUUAUACUUAAAGCUUUGAGGAUUUGAUUUCACAGCAUUCUCCUCUACAUUCUCCUUGGACUGAGCAGACUACUCUGUAUUUUUGAUAUUCACUGAUUAAUAUUUAAUUUGAGAUGAUUGAUGACUAUGCUUGUAUAUUAUCUAGCAGUCCUUUGGUUAUCUGUUCAAUGUUGGGCUUGAGCAUGAAAUGCAUGACGUUUUAAUUUAGUUUUGAUUUAGCUUGUAGUAUCUUAUAUGAGAAUCAACACACUGUGUCUAACAAAAUGUAAUCCUCCGGGGGUCAGAUGGCUGAGCGGUUAGGGAAUCGGGCUAUUAAUCAGAAGGUUUGCCGGUUCGAUUCUUGGCCGUGCAAAAUGACAUUGUGCCUUGUGACGAAGUGCCUUAGGGGGAAUGUCCCUGUACUUACUGUAAAUCGCUCUGGAUAAGAGCGUCUGCUAAAUGACUAAAUGAAAUCCUAAACUACUCAUGACCUGCCUGGAUGGACCUAGAGGAACGUAUCAGUCUGAGGAGAUCUGUAUUAUCCUGCCAUAAUAAACCUUGUUAUUGUUGUGUAAA